Agrilus planipennis (emerald ash borer) is the source of this 1867-nucleotide messenger RNA. RefSeq names its product cytochrome P450 307a1-like. Bases 116 to 1585 code for a protein of 489 amino acids. The transcript is spliced from 2 exons. Gene Ontology annotation, molecular function: oxidoreductase activity, acting on paired donors, with incorporation or reduction of molecular oxygen; monooxygenase activity; iron ion binding. The record is from RefSeq and is a predicted model, not a curated record. Lineage: Eukaryota; Metazoa; Arthropoda; Insecta; Coleoptera; Buprestidae.
ACCAACGACGCUGUUCCAUCGUCAGUGAAGUGAUAUAAAGGGUAGCCGUAGCCGGGUACUUGCUAGUGAUUUCGCUUUCGGUAUAGGUGAACGACGCAGGUCACAUAUACUCGUAAUGCUCGCACUAGCCGCGCUACUACUAACCCUGUUAUUGGUGUGGUGUUUAUCAGAACCGAAGAAGAAAAAGAAUCUGCCACCAGGGCCGAAACCUUGGCCCGUUAUCGGCAGCCUUCAUCUUCUGGGGCAACAUGAAACCCCUUUUCAAGCGUUUACUGCACUGUCCAAACUUUACGGGGAUAUCUUUAGCAUUACUUUGGGCGCGACACCCUGCGUUGUCGUUAACAACUUCGAUAGCAUAAGGGAAGUACUCAUAACAAAAGGAGCCGAAUUUGGCGGACGACCUGAUUUUAUGCGCUUCCAUAAACUUUUCGGUGGAGACAGAAAUAAUUCUCUUGCCUUGUGCGACUGGUCCUCGUUGCAGAAAACAAGACGGAGCAUUGCCCGAAACUACUGCUCGCCAAAGUUUACCUCGUUACAAUUCGAUUACGUGAACCAAGUGGGCUGUCAAGGGACUAGGGUUCUUUUGGAGGAGUUACGCUCGCUACCAGAAGGAAAGCCGGUCGCACUCAAGCCCAUGGUCUUGGCGGCAUGCAUGAAUAUGUUCACCCAGUACAUGUGUUCCGCCAAGUUCGAUUACAGAGAUGCGGAAUUUAAGAGAACGGUUAGAUACUUCGACGAGAUAUUCUGGGAGAUCAAUCAAGGCUACGCCGUUGAUUUCCUUCCUUGGUUGCUACCCUUAUAUGCGAACCAUAUGCAAAAACUCUCUGACUGGGCCAGCGAAAUCAGGAAAUUUAUUCUAGCUCGAAUCAUCGAAAAGCACAGGGCAACACUCGAUCCGUCUCUACCACCGAAGGAUUUCACGGAUGCGCUUCUUUUGCAUCUGGACGAAGAUCCUAAUAUGAACUGGCAGCAUAUAAUAUUUGAAUUGGAAGAUUUCUUGGGAGGCCAUUCAGCUGUGGGCAAUUUGGUAAUGGUGGCAUUGGCGGAGAUAGUAAAAAAUCCACAAGUAGGGAAGAAAAUCCAAGCAGAAGUUGAUAACGUAACUAACGGUGAAAGACUGCCGAAUCUAAGCGACAGAACCAGUAUGCCUUACACGGAAGCUGUACUGUGGGAAACUCUUCGAUCGGCGAGUUCACCGAUUGUGCCACAUGUUGCGACGGCUGAAACAGAAAUCGGAGGCUUCACAGUAGAAAAGGGUACGAUGGUGUUCAUAAACAACUACGAACUGAACGUGGGCAACGUGUACUGGGACAAACCAGAACUUUUCAGUCCCGAAAGAUUUAUUUCUGUGGAAACAGGGACACUAGUCAAACCUGCCCAUUUCAUUCCCUUCAGCACAGGUAAAAGGACAUGCAUCGGCCAGAGGUUGGUGCAGUGUUUCAGCUUCAUAAUAAUAGCGACCAUAAUGCAAUACUUCGACAUAUCGAGCAAUGAAGAAAUCAAUUUGAAACCUUGCUGCAUGGCUGUACCGCCAGACUGUUUUGAGAUUGUUUUACAUCCAAGGAACAGGACUGGUGCCAAUUAACUACUAUUACUGCUACAACCAUUGCCACUACACUGCCCUCGCUUUAUGUUAUGUUAUCUCUCUCCUCGUAGUAGUAGUAGUAGUAGUAUGUAGUAGCAGGUAAUUCUUGUAUCCGUCCACUGAAAAGCAAAACCUGCCGCCACGUAUCAUCUUAUCUUGCAUGGACUUACGAUUGUUAGAUUGGUGUGUGUAUGCUGGAGGAAAAAAAAACACCUAACCCACCGACAAUGAUACCCAAGCAAACGUGAAAGAGAUAAGUAUACGCGAAGAAGACGAAAAAAA